AUGAAAGACCGGUUGCUCGAAGGACCUACUUCGGCGCUGUUGAUUGAACGCGUCCUCGCCGAAACCCUAAAAACCCCCUUUUUCCGGCGAAUCACCGACGUACGGUACCGACCAGCCGAGAAAAUCCGCCUUCUGACUUCUGCCGGAAAGGCAGAACCGACUGACCAUAUCACCACUUUCAACAUCGCGCUGGGUCGAACUAACUUUACCGAUGAGGAAAGAGACGCUGGCUAUUGUCGGCUCUUCGUCGAGAGUCUUCAAGGACCAGAUCUCGGGUGGUUCACUGGAUUGGAACGAGACUCCAUCAACGAAUUUCACGACUUGACGUCCGCAUUCCUCAAGCAGUACAUCAUGUUUACGAGACAAGGAGCGACCCUAUCCGACCUUUGGAACCUAUCUCAGGGAGCAAACCAGAGCCUCCGUGACUACAUGGAAAAGUUCAAAGCUGUCGCUUCAAAGGUGCAUGUCCCCGAAAACAUCGUCAUUGAUGCGUUGGUGAACACCCUCUACUUCAAGUCCCUGUUUCGCGAGGAUCUCUACAGAAACCCCACCAAAUCGCUUCAGGAUGCUAUCGCGAGAUCGAACAACUUAUUCCGAAUGGAAGAAGACACAUCAGCGAUACUCAAGAAAAUGAAUGUGGCCGCUAAACUGAUGACUGCUCCAAAAGCUUCUGAGGCACACCAAGAACCCCGACAGCACGCCACUGGCAACAAAUGUAAUCAGCAGAAAAGCUUCGUCUAUGUUGUCGAAGAUUAA
Molecule: messenger RNA, 756 nt
Organism: Brassica oleracea var. oleracea
Lineage: Eukaryota; Viridiplantae; Streptophyta; Magnoliopsida; Brassicales; Brassicaceae
Exons: 1
Coding region: 1-756 (251 amino acids)
Source: RefSeq, a predicted model, not a curated record